ACUACAGAGGACUUGACCAUAUGUGUGUGACGUCGUAAUUGCUCAAAUUUAGUAGACAACUGGUGUGAAGAAACUUAGGCCAUUUUGAAAGAGAAACUGUAUAGUAAUCUUACUGUGCAUUGCAAAGUAAAUUGUAUUGUUUGUUUAGAGCAACCAAGUGUUACUAGCAGUAUCAUGAUACUCGUUACUAUUAAUGAUAUAAUGUUCUUCACAUUUCAACAAGAGCGCUUAACCAACUUCAAGUGAUAAGUACUAUUAGGCUUAACGAUUACGUUUAUUACAGAUGAACAGUAUGCGAAGUGAUGUGGAGACUGAAAUUGGUUUGCUGUUACUGGAAAACAUUUGGCACACAGUUUCAUUUUUUUCUGUGUUCAGAGAAUAGUUUUGUUGACCAGUGACGAAAACCUUUGAGAAAAUUUUUGCUAGAACUGGUCUGUUCAACAAAAGACCUGUUUUUAUUGGUGCAUAUGUAAUUAAAGAGUGCAAAGUUGAAAGUAAAAUUGUACCCUGAGGGGGAGUGAAGAACUGUGGAUUGAACUGCCAUGCCUGCAGGGGUAAAUGCAAACCAAAAAUCCUAUGACUACUUACUGAAGUUUUUAUUGGUUGGAGACAGUGAUGUUGGGAAGCAAGAGAUCUUGAGUGGUCUGGAAGAUGGAUCUCUAGACUCUCCAUUUGCUGGCGCAUCAGAUGUAGCUUAUAAAACAACAACAAUUCUUUUAGAUGGAAAACGCAUCAAACUACAGUUAUGGGAUACAUCAGGUCAAGGAAGGUUUUCUACUAUUAUUCGAUCAUAUUCUCGAGGUGCACAAGGGAUUAUUUUAGUAUAUGACAUCACAAACAAGUGGUCAUUCGAUGGAAUUGACCGCUGGUUGCUGGAAGUGGAAGAGCAUGCUCCAGGUGUACCAAAGAUCCUCAUUGGUAACCGACUCCAUCUAGCAUUCAAGCGCCAAGUGAAUGAACUCACAGCAGAAACUUAUGCUUUCAAGAACAACAUGGUUUUCUUUGAAGUCAGCCCCUUGUGUAAUUACAACAUCAGAGAAUCAUUUGUAGAGUUGUCAAGGAUGGCUCUCCAGAGAAAUGGAAUGGAAAGAUUGUGGAGAAGUAAUAAAGUUCUGACCCUUCAAGAACUCUGUUGCCGGACAAUUGUGACUCGAACAACAGUUUAUAGCAUCGAACAACUUCCUCUGCCACAGGCUCUCAAGUCUUGUUUGAAAUCUUACUCUAUGACAUCAUAUAAGACAAGAGCCCAACAUUCAGCAUUACAAAAGGAAAAAAUUGCCAGAAAAAGCCACCAGCAAUGUGACCAUAUAAACCUACAGUGUCGAAAAAGCUGUACAGUUUCUUAGUUUGUAUAGUCACGUGUAUUAAAAGUUAAUCACUUGAACAUCAAGUAAUAAUAGACAUGUGCAGUUUUUAAUAGUCUUUUUAUCCACAUGUGUAUAAAAGUAUAUGUAUACACAUGUGCAUUAGGAGUAACUGUUUGGAUAACCACUGGAUAUAAAAAUAUAUAAAGUUUAUUAACACUUAUACUGGUGUACGACAUAGAUUUGACCACUUCAACAACAUUCAGUUUUUAAACAAUGUGCAUGUAUCCUUCAGAGGUGUCAACCUAUGAACAUUUGGUGGUUAGACAACACUAAAAUUAUGUAACCGUCUGUUCACCUGUUGAAAACCUUGUGACUCGACAAUAUCUGCAGUUUCUUGGCUAUAUGAUUCACUUUUGUACAUGUAUGAAAUGCUUACUAUGGGCGUAUGCAAUGAAUAGAUUUCAUGUACAUAUUCUUAUAGUCUGUAUGGCCUUGUAUUCAAACUUGACAUCUUGAGCACACAAAAAUUGUAUUUUUUUUAACAAUGUAAUUACAUACUUGUGUAUCAAAUGCUUAAGAAUAUAACAUCCUGUGUUGGAAUGUAUAGUGUAACACAAGUAACAACAAUUGAUAUAUUUGAACAGCUUGUGGUUGAAAAUAUGGAAUGGUCUGUAACUUCUUUUUUUUUAUAAAUCCAGAUCUUUUCAGGCUUAAGGUAAAAGUUACAAAAAACGUUUGUUGUGUACAAUUUGCUUUUAUGUUAAUAACAUGUCAUAUACUUCUUAAAAAUUCUGCAUUAAAGAUAUUUCAGUAGGGUCAGCAAACAUUGUGUUGUUGACUAUUAUAUUACUGUAAUGUAUUAACUCAACCUUUUUUGUAAAAUUUUGUUCAAAUCCAUGGAGGCUUCAGACAAAUGUUAACACUGUUUAACGCUCAGUAAAAGAGUGAAACAGAUCUUACUAACUUUUUUUAUUAUUAUUGUGCAUAUAAAAUGUGAUAGUAUCUAUCACAGAUCACAGUUUGUAGUACUUCAAAUGCAAGUAGAAGAUGGUAUUUUCACAACACUUAGCUGUGGGCAGUAUCUUUGUAAAAAUGGGGAAUUGGGAAGGAGAGGUGACUUUAAAUGAUGGUUAUGCUUAUUUCUUAUUGUACUUGAACUGGGAUAGUUGAUGGCUAUCAUAUUUUGGUUAAGAGUUUUGUAAGUGUGUGACUUAAAUUAGAUGAUUGAUUAAAUAUUUAAUGUUGCUAGGUGUAUCUGUCUAUGCCUAUCAGUCAAUUAAUUACUAUGAUAAUCAUCAACACCUCCACUGAACUGCCUAUUAAUUCCAAACACUCGUUACUUGUAUACUGACAACAGUAAUGAAUGGUUUGCGUGUUCCAGCUCUUGCUGUAAUCUUCCAUAUUGGUUUAUUAUAACUGUUUCAACUUCUCUACUUUAUGAUGUGUACAGUGUUAAUUGUGGAGACUACUGAAUCAAAUAAAAAGUGUACUUUUGUUUUCCAGGAUUGAAUUUUGUAAAAGAUAUUGAUUUAAAAUGUGUGUAUGUACAUGUAUUUUUGAUGUAAUUUAUAAAGUGUGAACUAAUUUCUUGAAAUUAUUUAUAUGUGUCUCAAAAAUUUGAAAAUAAAUUAAUGUUUUGAAUUGUAUGUA
Messenger RNA from Limulus polyphemus (Atlantic horseshoe crab), 2957 nucleotides. RefSeq names its product ras-related protein Rab-40C-like (gene Rab40). Gene Ontology annotation, biological process: protein localization to plasma membrane; intracellular signal transduction. The transcript has 7 exons. Gene Ontology annotation, molecular function: GTPase activity; GTP binding. The record is from RefSeq and is a predicted model, not a curated record. NCBI's taxonomy places the organism in Eukaryota, Metazoa, Arthropoda, Merostomata, Xiphosura, Limulidae. The coding region runs from base 543 to 1346 and encodes 267 amino acids. Gene Ontology annotation, cellular component: endosome; synaptic vesicle; plasma membrane.